Molecule: messenger RNA, 1330 nt
Organism: Malus domestica (apple)
Lineage: Eukaryota; Viridiplantae; Streptophyta; Magnoliopsida; Rosales; Rosaceae
Product: GDSL esterase/lipase At1g74460-like
Molecular function (GO): hydrolase activity, acting on ester bonds
Source: RefSeq, a predicted model, not a curated record
CACGUUGUGUUUAAAUCCAAAACCCAAGUCUUCGAUUUCACGUAGGAAGGUUUAAAAACAACUGCAUUUCUCAAGUUUUUUCAGCCAUGAAGUUCACAACGUUGGCAGCAAUGAUGGUGGCCGUGGCCGUCUUCGGCCUCCUCAUCGAUGGCCACGACUGCAAAAUCGUGCAGUUUAUAUUCGGGGACUCCCUCUCCGACGUUGGAAACAACAAGUACUUGAGCAAGAGUCUCGCCCAAGCAAGCCUGCCUUGGUAUGGCAUUGAUAUGGGCAAUGGACUGCCUAAUGGAAGGUUCUCUAAUGGCCGUACCGUUGCUGAUAUAAUAGGUGAUACCAUGGGGCUCCCACGGCCCCCGGCCUUUCUCGAUCCGUCUUUAAACGAGGACAUGAUACUCGAAAACGGAGUGAACUACGCCUCUGGAGGUGGUGGGAUUUUGAAUGAAACCGGUGGCUACUUUAUUCAGAGGCUUUCGCUCUACAAGCAGAUCGAGCUUUUUCAAGGAACACAAACACUUAUCAGAAGCAAAAUCGGUGAACAAGCAGCGGAGAAGUUCUUCCAAGACGCUCGUUAUGUGGUUGCUUUAGGCAGUAACGACUUCAUUAACAACUACUUGAUGCCUGUUUACAGUGAUUCGUGGAGUUACAACGAUCAAACUUUCAUGGAAUACUUAAUGGGAACUCUAGAGAAGCAACUUAAGCUGUUGCACAGCCUAGGGGCGAGGCAGCUGAUGGUGUUCGGGCUAGGACCAAUGGGUUGUAUUCCACUUCAAAGAGUGCUAAGUUCAUCUUCGGCUUGCCAAGAUAGAACAAACAAACUAGCUCUCAGCUUCAACAAAGCUGGUAGCAAGCUUAUGGAAGAUUUGUCCAGCCAGCUUCCUAACGCGAGCUAUCGAUUUGGUGACGCGUAUGAUGUUGUCAACAACGUGAUCAGCGAUCCAAACAAAUACGGAUUCAGCAAUGCGGACUCACCAUGCUGCUCAUUUGGAAGAAUUCGACCGGCUUUGACGUGCGUCCCUGCAUCAGUACUGUGCAAAGACAGAAGCAAAUAUGUGUUUUGGGACGAGUACCAUCCAUCGGACAGUGCAAACGAGCUUAUUGCCACGGAACUCAUAAAGAAAUUCGGUUUCUCGCGCGUUGGUGAAACAGAUGGUCCUUCCCCUGCACCUGCCAUUGCUCUAUCACCAGAGGGAUAACUUGUAGUACAAUCAAGCCAGCAGUCUCUGCUGAUUACAAUUACUUUCCUAAAGCAACUUCAUAGUGAUUAUUGAAUAGCUUUUUGCUUACAACUAUUGUUUGGUUUUGUUAAUUCAAAUAUAUUUGUUUCUAAAUC